AUGAAACGAUCACGCCGUCGCCACGAAUUGGAUGCUGGACGCAGGACCAGAAACUUUGCCAAUGCUUUUGUCUUGGCAUUUGUGUACUUACAGUCAGAAGAUAAUACCAAACUUUUGCUGUGGAAGAAGACUGGUAACUGUGAAUGGACUGGAGUAUUUGCUAAUCGUGUGUGGACAUUAUCACAGAAUAAUGAAUAUAUUUUGUACAGAGUGACAAAUUGCCCUGCCCUUGAAACUACUGAAAAAUUAAAAUCCACAAAGAAGAGUAGUUCUGGGGUUCACUCAGCAGGUAGAGUGAAAGGGAUGCCAAAGAAGACACCCACAUGUGAAGUUGCAGAUGUUGAAAUUAAUAGAAAUGGUGAUGUAUUUACCAAACAUGAUGAGUGCUUAUCAGAGGAUGAUUUAUUAAGAAAGUAUUUUAGGUUAGAUGUGUCACUUGAAGAACAUUAUGCACAGUGGUCAAAGAAGGAUCCGCAUUUCAAGAAGGCUGCUAAGAAAUUUACUGGAGUGAGGAUCCUCUCUCAGAAUCCUGUUGAGACUCUCUUCUCUUUCAUCUGUUCAUCCAACAACAACAUUGCAAGGAUCUCAUCCAUGGUGGAAAAACUGUGCAUUUUAUAUGGAAAUAAGAUUGCUGAUUUUGAUGGUACAGUUUACUAUGACUUCCCCCCAUUGACUGCCCUCACAGACCCAUCAGUGGAGAAAUCACUACGUGAUGCUGGCUUUGGAUACAGAGCCAAAUUUAUUUACCAGUCAGCAUGUAAAAUCAUGCAGUUGGGUGGUUCUGACUGGUUACAGCAUUUACAGAGUUUGUCCUAUGAAGAAGCUAAGAUGGAACUAAAGAAAUUGCCAGGAAUUGGUGCUAAGGUAGCAGAUUGCAUUUGCCUUAUGUCUCUGGGACAUUUGGAGGCAAUUCCAGUUGAUACUCACAUUUAUCAGGUAGCAGUUCAGCGAUAUUUACCUCAUCUCAGAGGUCGCAAGGUAGUCACUGAUAAAAUUUACAAUGAGAUAGGGAGCCACUUCAGAUCAUUGUAUGGUUCUUUAGCUGGUUGGGCACAUACAAUUCUCUUCUGCGCUGACUUAAAAAUGUUCCAGGAUGAUCCUGUGAAACGUAAGCUGGGCAUAAAGGACAUAGAAACUUCAAGAAAAAGAAGGAAGCUGAAACAGGAGCUUUAAUACCCUGCACCACACUUUGAAAUAUGUUGUUUGAAUCCUAGUUUAUUGUUCUGUUACACAAGAAUGUUUAAAAUAAAGACUGGAAAAGAAA
Cryptotermes secundus is the source of this 1264-nucleotide messenger RNA. It is a transcript of the gene Ogg1, whose product is annotated as N-glycosylase/DNA lyase. The transcript is spliced from 6 exons. Gene Ontology annotation, cellular component: nucleus. Gene Ontology annotation, molecular function: 8-oxo-7,8-dihydroguanine DNA N-glycosylase activity; damaged DNA binding. The coding region runs from base 1 to 1173 and encodes 390 amino acids. The record is from RefSeq and is a predicted model, not a curated record. Gene Ontology annotation, biological process: base-excision repair, AP site formation; nucleotide-excision repair; base-excision repair. NCBI's taxonomy places the organism in Eukaryota, Metazoa, Arthropoda, Insecta, Blattodea, Kalotermitidae.